UUACGUCAUUUAGCGGAACCAAUUCCGCAACCCGUUUAAACUGCCUGAGACGCCUUGGUGUUCGAAGGUCCUGCUGGUCAAUGAAGAAAAACAAGAAGGAAAUUGUCUGACAGUGAAUUUUUCUAGUAUCAAUCGCCUCAUACAAGAUGUACCGAAUUCGGUGUGUUUCUGGUAUCGGGAAAAGGGGUCGCAUAAAUACCCAAAUAACACAUACGCAAACGAGUACGGGAGCGCAAUUCGCAGUUGUAAAACGAUGGACCUCGUCCCUGGACAAACUUUAUCCAAGGCAUGACAACUUUAUUGAAAGACACAUUGGGCCUAAUGAAGUCGAGAAGAAAGCGAUGUUGGAUUUCAUAGGCAUGAAAACCAUCGAUGAGUUGAUUGUCAAGGCUGUGCCAGCCAACAUUUUGAUGGACAGAGAACUGAAUCUAGAUGAGCCAUUAGGUGAGCUGGAGUUGAUCGAGAAACUAGAGAUGAUGGCCAAUAAAAAUGAAGUCUGGCGCAGCUACAUUGGAAUCGGCUAUUACAACACAUAUACCCCUCACACCAUACUGAGAAAUAUUUUUGAAAACCCUGGAUGGACCACCCAGUACACCCCUUACCAGGCAGAGCUGGCCCAGGGGCGACUGGAGAGUCUGCUGAACUAUCAGACAAUGGUGGUAGACAUGACAGGCCUCCCCAUCGCCAACGCCUCACUGCUGGAUGAGGCCACAGCUGCAGCAGAAGCCAUGGGACUUUGCUACAGACACAAUAAGAGAAGGAAGUUUUACAUAGAUAAACACUGUCAUCCUCAGACCAUUGGUGUAGUGGAAACUAGAGCAAGUGCAUUAGGAAUUGAUGUUAUCCGGUUGGAUUGGAAGGAUAUGGAUUUCUCCAACAGGGAUAUCUCCGGAAUUCUGAUUCAGUAUCCGGAUACUGAUGGACACGUCCAUGACUACAUGGAACUGGUGGACAAUGCCCACGCAAACGGAACCCUCGUGACCUGUGCCACUGACCUUUUGGCACUGACCAUGCUGCGUCCCCCGGGGGAGUUUGGAGUAGACAUUGCAGUGGGGUCCAGCCAGCGAUUUGGAAUUCCCAUGGGAUACGGGGGCCCUCAUGCAGGGUUCUUCUCCACUAAAAAUGAGUUUCUCAGACUGCUGCCUGGCAGAAUGAUAGGUGUGACAAGAGAUGCAAACAACAAAGAAGCCCUCAGGUUAGCUCUACAGACGCGCGAGCAGCACAUCAGACGAGACAAGGCCACCAGUAACAUUUGUACCGCCCAGGCAUUACUGGCCAACAUGUCUGCCAUGUAUGCUGUUUAUCAUGGACGAGCAGGGCUGAAGCAUAUAGGCAAACGAGUUCAUAAUGCAACACUCAUCCUUGCUGAAGGAGUGAAAAAGGCUGGUCACACACUGAAAACCAACAUGUUUUUUGAUACCAUCAAAUUCACACCAAGAAAUGGACAGAACGAAAUCAUCCAUCGUGCCAAUAAGCACAGGAUCAACCUCCGAUACUACCUGGAUGGGAGUGUUGGAAUUUCUUUGGAUGAAACAGUUGAAAGAGAAGACCUGAGGGAACUUUUACACAUUGUCGGCUGCCACUCAAGCAUAGAAGCUAUUGCAGAAGAAAUGGGAGCACAUCCUGCCACAAGCAUAGAAGAAACUGGCUUCAGAAGAACGUCUGACUUCCUCUCACAUCCUGUGUUCAACAAGUACCAUUCUGAAACCAACAUAGUGCGUUACAUGAAACACCUGGAGAACAAAGAUCUGUCCCUGGUCCACUCGAUGAUUCCCCUGGGGUCUUGUACCAUGAAGCUCAAUAGUACCACGGAGAUGAUGCCUUGCUCCUGGAAGGAGUUUGCUAACAUUCAUCCCUUUGUUCCUUUGGAGCAGACUCUAGGAUAUAAACAGAUGUUUGAGGAGCUGGAAAGAGAUCUGUGUGAGAUUACAGGAUAUGACAAAAUCUCGUUCCAACCAAACAGUGGUGCUCAAGGAGAGUAUGCCGGUCUAAGAGCCAUCAUGGCCUAUCUCCAUGCGAACGGGGAGGACCAGAGAACAGUGUGCCUUAUUCCAACCUCUGCUCAUGGGACAAAUCCAGCCAGCGCUCAGAUGGCAGGCAUGAAGAUUCAGCCUAUCAAUGUAGAUAAAAAUGGGGCUAUUGAUAUGCGUCAUUUACGUGCAAUGUGUGAGAAGUACAAAGAUACACUGGCAUGUCUGAUGAUCACCUAUCCAUCCACCAACGGGGUCUUUGACAAGGAAGUCAGAGAGAUUUGUGACCUCAUUCAUAGUCAUGGGGGCCAGGUGUAUCUGGAUGGAGCCAACAUGAAUGCUCAGGUGGGAAUCUGUCGGCCUUCAGACUAUGGGUCAGACGUCUCACACUUGAACCUCCACAAGACUUUCUGUAUCCCCCAUGGAGGGGGUGGACCAGGAAUGGGACCCAUCGGAGUGAAGAAACAUCUAGCGCCAUACCUACCCACCCACCCUGUCAUUCCGCCCUAUGGAACCACUGGACCGGAGGCCAAGUCCUUUGGAGUGGUGUCAGCUGCCCCGUUUGGCUCCAGCGCCAUCCUGCCGAUCUCGUGGGGCUACAUUAAGAUGAUGGGAGCCAAGGGUCUGAGACACGCCUCUGAGGUGGCUAUUCUCAAUGCUAACUACAUGAGUAAAAGACUGGAGGGAUAUUAUAAAACACUCUACAAGAAUGAGGAGGGAUGCGUUGCCCAUGAAUUUAUCAUAGACUGCAGAGAAUUCAAGAAAACUGCUGGAAUUGAAGUGAUGGAUAUUGCCAAAAGACUACAAGAUUAUGGUUUCCACUCCCCUACCACCUCUUGGCCAGUGGUGGGAACACUGAUGGUGGAGCCCACAGAGUCCGAGGACAAAGCGGAACUGGACAGAUUCUGUGAUGCUUUAAUUGAAAUCAGACAGGAAAUAAAAGAUAUAGAAGAAGGAAGAUAUGAUUCUAAAAUGAAUCCAAUAAAGAUGGCACCACACACUCAGGCUGAAGUUCUCUCUUCACAUUGGGAUCGACCAUAUUCUAGAGAAGUUGCUGUUUUUCCUGCACCAUUUGUAACAUCCACCACAAAGUUUUGGCCAACAGUGAGUCGGAUAGAUGACAUUUAUGGUGAUCAGAACUUAGUCUGUACAUGCCCUCCCAUGGAAAUGUACUAUGAAUCCCCUUUUGUUGAUGAACUAGCACAACGCAAGGAGAAAGCGAAGACAGCGGCGCAAUAGUGUCAGCAGUUCACUGUGAUUUUGAUUAGGAGUACACUUUUGAUAAAUGCGCACACUUUCUGUUAAAUGUCAAUGAUGCAUAUCUGAAAGACAAUUCGCGCUUCAAAGUAUUUUUCAUAUACAUUGCUAGACAUCUUAGAUUUAUAAGAAAAUAAAAUUGAUGCCUGGGGCAUUUUAGAUGAAAAAAAAUUAGCUCAUUUACCGUAAUAGUGGUUACUGCUGGAUUUAAAAGAAAAGAACAUUACUGUAUUACACACAUGAAAUCCAGUUGAAAUUGUACAUGUGUGAAAGGAAAAGAUGGAAGGAGUAUUUACUUUUCUUUUUGUAUUUGGUAUAAAGUAGUCUUGGUCAUUUUAUAAGGAUUCAAUUUUUCAUGUGCAUGUAUUAUAUUAACCCUAUAUAUUUCCUUUCUUUCUUUAUUGAUUUUUUUUUUUUUGGGAAUCUCCUGUUAGAAAUAUAAUUCUUUACAUUUAUUUACAAGGAUUUUUAAAGAAAAUAAUUUUGUUAAGAUCUUGUAUUUUUGUGUGCCUCAUUAGGUGUUAUAUACAUGUAUUACAUGUACUAUAUAAUAUUAUGAGCAGAUUUUUUUCUGUUCAAUGUUAGCUUGGGGUGACGUUUUGUAUGUACGUACAGGUACUUGUGUACUAGUACUAAUUUGGUAUUUGGUAUUGAAUUGAGCGGUACAAAUAUUUUUUAGUUGUAUCUUACCUGACUAUAUACAUGUAUGAAAGUAAUAUGAAUACCAAAAUAUAGAUUUUGAUAAACGUUAACAUAGAUUGCCAUGCACUGAUCUGGAUGUAUAUGAUGAAUCUCUUGAAAACUAACACCCCCCCCCCCCCCCCUUAUACCAUCCUGAUUUUUCUGCAUUGUUCUGUUAUACUUCAGUGCAUAUUAAUUAGCAUUAGUUACUUUGAAGUUUUGACUUGACUUUUAUUGUCUCCUUUAUAAAAGUGCUAUUUCAAGAGUUUGUUGCCAUUAUUUUUUUUUUCUUUUGAAAGAUAUUAUUUACACCACCCAUGUCUUUCUACAGUAUGAUGAUGCACGAUGUAUUUUCUUUGUAUUAUUUAGCGGUACAUUGUGUUUGGAUCUGUUACUCUUAUCAGUAACCUAGUGGGGUAUUUUGAUUUUAAUAAAUCAUGAUUACAUUUUUAA
Messenger RNA from Magallana angulata, 4361 nucleotides. RefSeq names its product glycine dehydrogenase (decarboxylating), mitochondrial-like. The record is from RefSeq and is a predicted model, not a curated record. Gene Ontology annotation, cellular component: glycine cleavage complex; mitochondrion. Gene Ontology annotation, biological process: glycine decarboxylation via glycine cleavage system. The transcript has 25 exons. Bases 147 to 3209 code for a protein of 1020 amino acids. Gene Ontology annotation, molecular function: glycine dehydrogenase (decarboxylating) activity; pyridoxal phosphate binding; glycine binding. Lineage: Eukaryota; Metazoa; Mollusca; Bivalvia; Ostreida; Ostreidae.